Molecule: messenger RNA, 747 nt
Organism: Eruca vesicaria subsp. sativa (arugula)
Lineage: Eukaryota; Viridiplantae; Streptophyta; Magnoliopsida; Brassicales; Brassicaceae
Source: the annotation of a GenBank genome assembly
AAAAAAAAAGAAAAAAAAUUAGAGGUAUCAAUUUGGUUUCUAAAUCUGUUAAACCAAAAAAAUCAAAUUCAAACAAUAAACCGAGCUGGGUAAUUAAACCGCCAAUACAGAUAAACCAAACCAGGUAUCGAGUAAAGUAAAGUAAACCAAUUUGUAGGUCAUGGUUUGGUAUAUAUUUCACAAAUCUGUAGAUUCCCAUUUCGUCUCUUUCCCCUAACACCAGAAACCGAAGCGAUGCCGUCGUCGACGCAGUCAUUGACCGUCGCAGCGAAGGCGCUACGUAACCGGAUCUUCUCCAGGUCCGGAUCCACAUCCGCCGGGCCUAGUCGCUGGGCCACACCAGGCCACGAGGAAAAGCCCAAAGGCUACUUCAUGAACCGUACUCCUCCUCCGCCGGGACAAUCCCGCAAAUGGGAAGAUUGGGAGCUUCCUUGCUACAUCACGAGCUUCCUCACGAUCGUCAUCCUCGGCGUGGGGCUCAAUGCGAAGCCUGAUCUUUCGAUCGAGACUUGGGCUCAUCAGAAGGCUCUGGAACGUCUCGAGAUCGAGAGGCUCGCGUCCGUUGGGGAUUCUUCUGAUUGAAGAGUUUUUUUUGUUAUUGUCGAUAAUGAUGAAAUAAGUGUUCUUUUUUUAACUGUUUUGACGCAAAGUUGAUUACUUUUUGAUUUGCUUGUUUUUGAUACAUUUUGAUUUACUCGUUUUUUUUUUGCUUAUUGAUAAAGAAAGUUUCUGUCUUUUAUGCCAUUG